Messenger RNA from Olea europaea var. sylvestris, 500 nucleotides. RefSeq names its product heat shock protein 90-6, mitochondrial-like. The coding region runs from base 177 to 500 and encodes 107 amino acids. NCBI's taxonomy places the organism in Eukaryota, Viridiplantae, Streptophyta, Magnoliopsida, Lamiales, Oleaceae. The transcript has 2 exons. The record is from RefSeq and is a predicted model, not a curated record.
GAACCCUAGCAGUUUCACUCUCUGGCGCGUAAUAAUCUGCUAUCCAGAAGCUUCGUUAAACCCCUUUUUCUAAAACCCUAUUGAAACUCUGAAUCCGCCAAUCUCUAGUUAGCCUCUCAGUCUCUCGACUGCUUUUGCAUUUGUAGACAAACAAUUCAUCAAUAAGACUCUAAAUAAUGCACAGGGUGGUCUCAAGGCGUGCUGUCUCCGUUAUCCUGCGGAACGGCGGCGUACGCCACCGCAAUUCAGCCGUCCCGCUCUCUUCUUCCAAUACUUUCCAUCAAUCGGCUGAUGAGGGUAAUAAAGAAAAGAAAUGGUACUCAGUGUUAGCUGCUGGCAGCAGCAAUGCUACUAUUAAGCCGUUUAACGUAAGGAACGUGCCUGUUGUGGGUUCCCGGCUUGAGUCGACGUCUGCUGCACAUGAUGCGCCAGGCCUUCCAGCUGAAAAAUAUGAGUACCAAGCCGAGGUAAACCCCCCCUUUUUUAGCUUAAUUUUGUAG